AUGCCUCACACAUAUUGGAACAACAUAGUGUCCACCCCGGGAUCUUCGGCUGGCAUGGGUCAAUCAAACCAAAUCGUUGAUCAUGCAUCAAAUCUUCUACAAGCAACAAUCGAUCGAUUUGGCUUGAUCUUGCCUUCAGCUGUUUUGGCUCUUUUGAUCUUAGGAUUCAUCUAUCAUGAUCGUCUCGUUUUCUCUCCUGGCAAACGAUCAGGUAUUUAUGAUAUUCCAGGUGGGCUACCUUUAAUAGGUCAUACACAUCAAAUCAUGAAAUUUGGCACAACGAAUCAAUUUCACAGAUUUCAAGAAUUAGCACUCAUGUCACCCACACAAUGUUAUAGGCUAACGUUUGCAGGUGUAGGUUCGAUGAUCAUGAUCAAUCGUCCAGAAUACAUUGAAUACGUUCAAAAGACAAACUUUGAAAAUUAUCCAAAGGGUUUUCAAUUUCGUGAUAAAUUGGGCGAUCUUUUAGGACAUGAUGGUAUCUUUGUGGCAGAUGGCGAUGUUUGGAAAACGCAAAGAAAGAUGGCAAGUCAUAUGUUUAGUGCAAACCAAUUCAAUAAUUGGGUAAGAGUUGUUGUGCAUAACGAACUAAACACGAUCGAUACAAUUUUGGAUAAAGUCGCUUCGCAAAAACGUUUUUCUAUUCAAGGUUUAGAUGGCACAACUUCUGGAAUGAGUGAUGCAAAAGGUGGAAUGGUGAAUAUGACAGAGCUCUUUUUCCGAUACACCUUAUCAAGUUUUGCAAAGAUGGCAUUCGGAUCGGACUUAGGAUGUCUAACCGAAGAUCCUGCUUCGUUAGAAAAUCCACAUCCAUUCGCAGUCGCAUUCGAUUUCAGUCAAGGUGUGAUGAACAAAAGAUUCGUAAAUCCUUUCUGGAGAAUCCUCGAAGCAAUCACGCCUGAAGGAGCACGCAUGCGAUCAAGCAUCAAAUUGAUCCGAAACUUCGGAACUGCAAUCAUCAAACAGCGAUUGGUAGAAGCAGGUAUCAAGAUUGAUGGAAUCGACUUGAACGAAAAGAGUGAAUUCAGUCAAGAGCAUAAAGACUUGUUGGCAUUAUUCAUGGAACAAACACAAGAUCCUGAAGCACUUUUAACAGUCGUUCUAAAUUUCAUGAUUGCUGGUCGUGAUACUACCGCACAAACACUCUCAUGGCUAUUGUACGAACUUUGCGCAAAUCCAGAACAUGUCAAAUUGAUUCGUGAAGAAGUUGAUCGUGUUCUCGGUCCCGAUGCUGCUGAACAACGUGUACGGGUCAAUUAUACCGAUUUCAAAAAGUUCCCUUACACUUUAGCUUGCUUCCAUGAGGCAGCUCGCUUACAUCCUUCCGUCCCCAAGAAUGGUAAAGAGAUUUUGCGAGAUGAUGUGAUCGUACCGCAAGGUCCAAACCCUCACAACCUACCACCUAUCAAGGUAUACGCCAAAGAAAGAGUUGGAUGGUCAGACUGGGUGAUGAACAGAUUACCAGAAGUUUGGGGCGAAGAUGCGGAUCAAUUCAAUCCCAAGAGAUUCCUCGAAAAGGACGAAAAAGGUGGUUGGUCGUACGUACAACAAUCUCAAUGGAAAUUCCAUGUCUUUAAUGCUGGACCUAGAUUAUGCCUUGGUAUGAAUUUGGCCGGAUUUGAAGGAGUUUCUUUCCUUGCUGCCAUGUUACAAAAAUACGAUUUCACUUGGGCAUCAAAACAACAAGGUCAAACCAGCGAUUGGCCACCAAUGUACGCCAAUAGCGUUACACAUCCGAUGAAGGAUUCUUAUCAAUGCAUCAUCACUCCACGUAAUUACAACGAGUGAAAACUUUCUACUGUAUUUAUUAAUGCUUUCUAUUUGCCUUGC
Molecule: messenger RNA, 1830 nt
Organism: Meira miltonrushii
Lineage: Eukaryota; Fungi; Basidiomycota; Exobasidiomycetes; Exobasidiales; Brachybasidiaceae
Product: cytochrome P450
Exons: 2
Coding region: 1-1788 (595 amino acids)
Molecular function (GO): monooxygenase activity; heme binding; oxidoreductase activity, acting on paired donors, with incorporation or reduction of molecular oxygen
Source: RefSeq, a predicted model, not a curated record